Messenger RNA from Archocentrus centrarchus (flier cichlid), 3013 nucleotides. RefSeq names its product pbx/knotted 1 homeobox 2 (gene pknox2). Gene Ontology annotation, biological process: regulation of DNA-templated transcription. The coding region runs from base 107 to 1561 and encodes 484 amino acids. The transcript is spliced from 12 exons. The record is from RefSeq and is a predicted model, not a curated record. Gene Ontology annotation, molecular function: DNA binding. NCBI's taxonomy places the organism in Eukaryota, Metazoa, Chordata, Actinopteri, Cichliformes, Cichlidae.
UGAAGAUUGGCAUGCAGGCUUUGAGUGGAGGACAAACAGAAGACAACAACACUACAAGGUGCUGCGUUGUUGUGGGCAAGCCAUCUUCUCGAUGUGAAGCUGUCCCAUGAUGCAACAUGUGUCCCCAGCAUCUGCAGUGACAAUGAUGGCCACCCAGAGCGCUCCUCCACCAUCGUACCAGGAGAGCCAACAGAUGACAGGCACAAAUCAGCAGAACACCAAGACCCCACAGGUCCAUAUCCCAGCAGCCUCUGCAGCAGGAAAUACCUCUGUCAGUGUGACCCUUGACCCCCAGGCCCAGCUUGAAUCUGACAAGAGGGCCGUUUACAGACAUCCGCUGUUCCCACUGCUGGCACUGCUGUUUGAGAAAUGUGAGCAGGCCACACAGGGAUCAGAAUGCAUCACAUCAGCCAGCUUUGAUGUGGACAUCGAAAACUUUGUGCACCAGCAGGAACGAGAACAUAAGCCCUUCUUUAGCGAAGAUCCAGAACUGGACAACUUGAUGGUGAAGGCCAUUCAGGUGCUGAGGAUCCACCUACUGGAAUUAGAGAAGGUCAAUGAGCUUUGUAAGGAUUUCUGCAACCGUUACAUCACUUGUCUCAAGACCAAGAUGCACAGCGACAACCUCCUCCGCAAUGACUUCGGAGGACCCUAUUCUCCAUCGCACACCAGUCUCAACAUGCAACAGGAACUAAUUCAGACCUCCUCUCCAUCCAUGACCUCUGUCUCCAGCUCUGUUAACCCUUCAGGGAUUGUGGUGCCUGCCGGAGGUCUGCAACAGGGCAAUGUCGCCAUGACCACCAUCAACUCUCAAGUGGUAUCAGGUGGGACCCUGUACCAGCCAGUUGCCAUGGUGACAUCGCAAGGGCAAGUGUUAACUCAGGCGCUGCCUCCGGGAACCAUCCAGAUCCAGAACUCACAGGUAAACGUGGACCUGUCCUCCUUGUUGGACAGCGAAGACAAGAAGUCUAAGAAUAAGAGGGGGGUCCUGCCCAAACAUGCCACCAACAUCAUGCGCUCCUGGCUCUUCCAGCAUCUCAUGCACCCAUAUCCCACAGAAGAUGAGAAAAGACAGAUCGCAGCACAAACAAGUCUAACCCUCUUGCAAGUGAACAACUGGUUCAUCAAUGCUCGUCGGCGUAUCCUUCAGCCUAUGCUAGAUGCCAGCAAUCCUGACCCAGCUCCUAAAGCAAAGAAGAUGAAGUCUCAGCACCGCCCAACACAGCGCUUCUGGCCCGACUCCAUAGUGGCUGGAGUACUGCAGACGCACAGAUCUCAGACAGGAAGCAACUCAGACAACCCACUGAGUAUGGACAGCCUGCAGUCCCUAUCUUCAGACUCAGCCACCCUGGCCAUGCAGCAAGCCAUGCUCGGAGCCGAUGACUCCAUGGACGGCACUGAGGAAGAGGAUGAAGAGGAGGAGGAAGAGGAGGAGGAAGGCAUAGAGGAGGAAGAUGAGGAGGAGGACGGAGAGGAGGAACAUGAAAGAGGGAGGCAGCUGUCCAGCAGGGGAGCAGGAAGGAGAGAUCUGAGCAUGGAGCACAGCGAGGAACUAGAGUAGAGUCAGGGCCAGCUGACCUCACAAACAUUGAUCUCAGUUGUGAACUUAAAACGGCCUCAUUCAAACUCAGCUAGUACGCCUCUAAUGCUGAGUGACUCCUGAGAGUAUUUAAGCACGUAUUAGUUCUUUAUGAGAGACUCUUAUGCAGAGCUUAAUCAGAUACAAUGACCAUCAUGUUUAUAGGACAAAUAUUAGUUUAAUGAUGAUUUGUGUUGUUGCAUUUUAACACAGUAUGUUCCCAUGUAGUGAGCUCAUGAACUUUUUGGAGAGUAGCACAUUUUUAUAGCUCUGGUUAUUUAUGGAGAGGAAUGACACAGGAACUCAAAGGGUGAAAAGGUCAGUUUUAAAUUGAGGAUGUUUUCAAGCAUCAUUUAAAGAUGUCGGGUGCUUUCACAGGGACUGACUUUUCUUUUUUAAAGCAAUGAGGAGUAGCGUUACAUGGAUUAAAGAACUGAAAAUCUUUGCACAGUGAAAAUCUUUGACUGUAUGUUUUAGCAACUACUUAAUUGAAUGUAAUAUUUUAUCACCUGAAAUUAGUUACUAAAAGGGCUGCAGCCUUUUUUAGACGUUCUCUUUUUCAUCUGAAAGUGCUCUUCAUUUUCAAUUGACAGACCGCAGUUUAAUGUGUCAUUUCCCUUCCUGAAAUAAGAAUGAGAAGCCGAAACAAAGGAGGGCGGGGGGGUAUGUGUAACACCAUCCAGAUGUUUGCAGACGUGACUGUUGGCUUCCACUCUGGGACAUCAUUCACACCUUUUAAAUGACUCAUAGGUUCUCAGGUCUAACAGUGCUUUCAUUUGACGUGUUUCUUCCUCAUGAGCAAAACACUUGACUCACUGCUGCCGCAUGACUUUUAAACACUCUUGGUUUAUAUUUUCUCCUCCCAUGAGCAACAGUAACUGUAGUAAACCAGUGUAUACUGACUGCACAUAUAGUAUGUAUAUUGGAUUUUUCCUAUGUUUGUUUUCUGGUGUUGAGGGUUCGCAUAUUUAUUCAAUUUUUUGUGUGUGGCUUCAGACUUCAUGUCGUCCAUGACACUUUCUGAAUAAGGCUGUUGAAAAAGCUGGUGGCCGUGCACAUACAGUAUGUACUUGACUCCCAACUACGACUCUUUGGAAACUGCUCGAGUAUUUCUGUGACCUCGAUUGAUUCUGUCAGAGUCAGAGCCUGCCGGUCACUACAGACUCAACACUGAGAGGAGUGACGCAGAGGAGCCCGGCGACUUUGGAGACAAAGUCAUGUACUGACACUGACUUCUUUUUGAAGAAGACAUUUUUGAGGAGAACAUAAAAAAAGGGAAGAACUUAUCUUCCCAUUUUAUGUGAAGGCUUUUGAAGAAGCUGUGAAUCAAUUUCAGCCCCGUUUUGUAUUAAAACAAAUGGAAUCACUCGUUUCUAAUGUGAAGUCUAGAAAAAGAAAAACUGUUAUAUUGAAUGUGCUGAGUGUUCAUUGUGA